AUGACGACACAAUCAGCAUCUCUCUCUAUGUCAAUGUCAAUGGAUUCGAAAGAGGUACUCUUGCCGUAUGAUGAGCAAGAAACCAAAGGAGAGCAGACGCCCACCAGGAGCAGGAGCAUUGAAGGGAGCCGGAUCUACGGAUCUCCGUCCAAAGAAGUGUUCAGCCCCAAGCUCCGGCCUGAUGCGACGCCGUCGAGAUCGAUAGAGAGUGACAUCUUAUCGACUGAUGAGGAUAUUUCCUUCUAUCCUCCUGUCGAAGAAGAAGAAGUUAGGGACCCUCUCCACAGAAGAUUCAACUUGCCUUCCUCUGAGCUUCUCAUCGAGGACUACGCUUGCGCUCUGCAGGAAAUGAUCCUCCUUCAGGGUCGAAUGUAUCUCUUUCCAAGACACGUCUGCUUUGCUUGUGAUCUACUGGGUAGCGUGCGGAGCAUUGUCAUCCCGUACAGUGAAAUCACUGAUAUCAGAAAAGCAAAGACUGCCUACAUCAUUCCCAAUGCCAUCGAGAUUACAGUCACAGACAACAAAUAUCUCUUCACUUCUUUCUUGUUCCGGAGAGAGGCGUACAAGGGUCUGAGCAAUUUCUGGGCGAUCUCCAAGGGAAUCUCUCGGGCCUUGGAGUCGACUACGGACCAACAGCUUGGAGAAGAGGAGGAGGAGGACGACCCCGAAGGACCUGAGUCAGAGUGGCCAGACAGCUCCAGUGUAUGCGAGAGAGCCGAGCAGGCUGAGGCUCUACCGCAAACUCUUGUACCAGAAGUGCCCAACAUGAGCCCAGGAGAGAAAGUGAUAGUUGAGACAACGCUGAUAGCCUGUGAUGUCGUGGAAUUCUAUCGUUUAUUUUUCUCCCAGUCAACAGGAUUCGGACGGCAGAUGCACAAGAAUAGAGGAGACACAGAUGUCAAGGUGUCAGAUUGGAACAAGCUGAACAGUGCAAACAGCAGCUACGCGAGAGAAGUGCAGUACACAUCUCCGAUCAAUACUUCUCUGCCCUCGUUCGUGACCAAGAAGACGACAAGAGUUCGAGAGAUGCAGACGUGUAGGCUGGUCAAGGAACCAGCAAGUUUUGUUCUCGAGACCUCGGCGUCGAUGUUGGAGAUUCCUUACGGAGAUUGUUUCGACGUCUGCAUGCGAUGGGACGUGCGGAACAGCGGUGAGUUGACAGAUGUGAUGGAUGGAAGGGAUGAACAUCUGAGUACAGGAAAGGCGAAAGAGGUCGAGAUGACGUUCAAGAAAUCUUGUUUCUUCAAGAGCAAGAUCACGUCGGAUACGAUCAAAGAGCUCAAGAAGACCUACGAGAAGGCAAGAAGUCUCUUCCUUCCUCCCCCCUCUCAUCGUCGGUGCAGUGGAUCGUCAGUGCUUGUAGAUGCAAACAUCAAGGCUGGGACUCGGCCUGAGAUUGCUUCGCUGUCAAGACCAAAGUUGCACAUUGAGGCAAGGACUUUGAAAACUUCCCAGGAGGUCCAGAGCCCGGCAAUGAGAAGUGCGGAUAACUCCUUUCCUCCACCUGCCACGUCGGACUGGAAGCAAACCCUCAUCCCACACAACAUCCUCGUGUCAGUCCUUGGAGCAUCCCUGCUGUGGGUCGGAUGGUUCGGUUUCAACGCUGGCUCGUAUCUCUCUGCGCACAAGAUGACGGCCAUGGCAAUGGCGGUGACUCAGAUCUCGACCCGCCGUCUCCGCCCUCGCCUGGAUGUGCACAGAGUGGAUCAUGCGCAAACGCCCCAGCUGCCCCAGUGCGCGAAGUCUCGUGGUGCAGCGCAUGCAGACGCGAUGGUUGAGCUCACACAGAAAGAAAUCGACUCAGUGGAGAUAAGGUUGAACUCGCUCAAGAGACAACUGUCAAAACAACAAGAGCAGGCGGAGGAGCUGAAAAAGCUGCUGAUGAGAGGAGAUGGGAAGCUCGAGUUGACGCCCUCCUCCCUGAACUUCAGCAUGAGGCACCCGCAGGGUGUCACGAGCGGGGGAGGAGGAGUUACAUCUUCACGACAGCACAAGAACUCUCCGCUCGACCGACUGAAAGGAGCAGGUGACCGUAUCGCCAAGUCAGGUCAGAUCAUCGCCAAGUCAGGACAGAAACUAACAGAGAAGAUGGUGUCCGCCGCCGCCGCCUCUGCCCCGUCCUUUCCGCAUCUCUCCUCCUCCUCCUCCUCCUCCUCCGUCCAACAGUCCCUCUCAGAGGAAGACCUUCUCUCCGACCGGCAGCAGGGCUCGGAGAACGACUGGGUACACAUCAACAUCGCUCCAGUCCCCUCCCCUCCUGUCGACAUCUCCGGCGCCCAUGGCGCAUCGCGCGACUGGAGUGUUAUCUUCGACGUUUACAGGGAGGAAUACACUCAGCAAAUCCGCGCGCUCCAGCAGGCGGCAAGGGCAGACGGAUCUGCUGCCAUGAAGAAUGCUCUGCGAGGGUUCCAGAGGAACCAGACCAUGUGCGAGGAGAUGGCGGCGGCACGAGACCGGCAGGACGGUCCGCAUGCAGAGAUCUUUCGGGCGCAUGCGGAGGUGAUGGAGAAAGUGAUCGCUGCUCGUGAAGCCUAUCACAUUUUCGAAACUGCUCAUCGGAGCAUCUCGAGCGUGGAAAAUCCAUCUCUUGAUUUCAGAAAACGGGUAGUUGAGUUAGGAAACAUCGCGAUGUCAAGUUUUCAGAGUCUGCAGACAGAAGCUCUUCGACUUCGGCAGGUCGUCGAGAGAAGGACGGCAAAUCAAGACAACAACUCCAUUCUCUACUCAGGCCUGUUGAAACUCGUGCUCAACUUCCUGCAAGAGAGAGUUGGAACUCUCGGACAACUGAAACAGGAAGCAGCGAAGAUGUUGAUGAGACCAGAACCAGGUCAUAAGGAGAACGAAAGCACCAAUCAGCUGCUUGCCGACGGAACCUUCAAGGAUACCAGUGGAGACUUCACCCUUCAGCUCUCUUCAGAGUCCAAGGCGACUCAGGUGAAGUGA
This is a messenger RNA of Guillardia theta CCMP2712, 2943 nucleotides long. RefSeq lists its product as hypothetical. The transcript is spliced from 38 exons. Gene Ontology annotation, cellular component: membrane. The record is from RefSeq and is a predicted model, not a curated record. Lineage: Eukaryota; Cryptophyceae; Pyrenomonadales; Geminigeraceae. Gene Ontology annotation, biological process: ammonium transmembrane transport. The coding region runs from base 1 to 2943 and encodes 980 amino acids. Gene Ontology annotation, molecular function: ammonium channel activity.